AUGCAAUAAAAUAGUUAUAGGGUGAAUGCAGGAAUUGGUGCCACUUACAAUACUAAUGUGGCGACUUCUUAAGUUUUGAAAUAGAUUGCACAAAAUAAAGAAUAGACAUAGUAAAAUAAAUAAGCGUAGGAUUAAGAAUUAACAAUGAUAGCAUAAUAGACAGAUCAUCUAAGAAAAAGAAUCUCAAAUAUUUUCAAUUUACCAAUUAAACUUAAAAAAACAUAAAGUAAUUAGCAAUACUUAAAAUAGACUUUAUGAUUGAAGAUAUUGGAUUAAAGGUGGAUUACCUCUUCAAAAAAUCUCAUCUAAAUUAAAGUAAUGUUGAUUAUAUGAGUGAUCAUAUCAAAAGGUUAGGAGAUAGGAUUAAUUAGGAAAUGAAAAAAAAAUAAGAGCAAUAUCAUUCUAGCAUUAAAAUUGAUAAUUUUAAAAAUUUUUCAUAAAUUUAACAAGAGUUCUAAAAAAAUAAAUAAGUAAAAUACUUCAAAUAAAUAAAUUAGUUAUAUAGUUCAUUUUAUAAAUCAGAAUUAAAGACAGUCAUAAGAUAGAAGGAAAGAUUAAUAGAUAUCCUAACAUCUUCAAAUAGAACUGAAAAAUUAGUAUCACAUGAAAUUUAACUAAAUUAAUAUAAUGAAGCAAUUCUAGAGAAAUUAUUUGUCGAUAAUCAUUUAUAUUAAGUGCUGUUAAAUUUUAUCAAAAAUAAGAAUGAUUUAUCAAUAUUUGAAAAACUAUUUAGAACUUUGGAGGUUUUUGAAACAACCCAUAAUGUGGAGAUGAGAUUAUUAGCAGAUUAGUUUUAGAAUAUAUCUAAUACAUUAAAUUAAUAAUAAAAAUGGUAUAUAAAUUCAAUUAAAAAUAUAGUGAGAAGAUUAUUCGCAAUACAGUAUCCCAUUUAGAAAAUGAUAUGCUCAAAUAAGUUGGUCAUUUAGAUUUAUAGAAUUUAAAUAGAAAAUUUAAAGAAUUUUAUCUUCCUUAUUUAUAAACUACUGAAUUAUAUUAAAUAGGAUAGUUUUUUCCUAGUGGAAUCCUCUUUUUAUUAAUGAGAUGUGGAAAAAUUAAUGAAGCAUAAAAGAUUCUUUCUGGAUUGAUAUCAAGUGAUUAAAGAAUAGCUUAGUAAUUUAUAAGUUUUUUUGAUUUAUAAAAAUAAGAAAUUUUGAAUCAAAAUGAUGUUGAAGAGAAAUCAAGACAAUAAUGUUGUGAUAUAUUAUUACAAUAAUGUUAUUGGUUAUUAUUAGAUGUUAGUGAUGCUUAUGAUGUAUUUGAAUAAACAUAAUUUCAAAAAGAUAGAGACUUUUAUAUAUGGUUAACAUUAAAAACUACUCAUUGUUCUGAUGAAUUUGUAGUAUAUGAAAGAUCUGAUCAAGAAUCAAAAAAAGCUUUCUUUCAUUGGAAACUUAUAGAUCUUCAUGAAACUAUACCAUAAUCAUCAGUAAGUUUAAGAAUCAAUUUAAUUUUAUAAAGAUAUGAUUACAUUUUAAGUGAAUUAUAUAAAUACUAAAAUCAAUGUCUUUCAUAAGUAGAAUAUUUUAUAUUAGAUACAGUACUUACAGAAUUGAAUAUGAAAACAUAAAAAAAUAGUUUUGCUGAAAAAUAAAAAAAAUCUGUUAUAGAUAACCUUGUUAAUUACACAUAAAAUAAGCAUCCUCUUAUAUCUUGUUUAAUAAUGAGUGUUUGUUCCUAUAAUAUUGAAGCUAUUGCUAAUUUAUUAUAAAAGUCUAAUCAUGUUACAUAGGUUUUAAAUGAUAAAAAUGUUAGAGAGAAUUUAGAAAUUAUUUUUGGAAAAGAAGAAUUACUUAAUAUUACAAAUGAAAUGAUUAAUUUAUUUUUUGAAAAGAAUUUACAUAAUUCAUUAAAAGAAUUAUAAUAACAAUUAGAAAAAUCAUUUACAAUGAAUUAAAUUAAUGAUUGUCAUACAAUUUUAAUAUUGAAAUUAGAUGAAAUGAGUGUCUAUAUGAAGUAAUUAUUAAAUUCAAAUUCUGAAAUACUUUUAGAAACAGCAAUUUAUUUAUAUCAUGAAACAUAAUUAGUAUUUAUACUAAGUUGUUUAAUUGUCAAUUAAUACUGUAUUAUGAAAUUAGGAUCUUAAAUUGAAAAAAGACAAUUAUAAGCUAAAAAUCUAGAAAACUUACAUUCUAAAAUAAAGAGUUGUGCAAAAGAAUCUAAAUUAUUUAAAUAUUUUUAUAGAUUCUAAUUGAUUGAAAUAUUUUAAUAAGCCUAUUUGUCUAUGAGAUAAGAAUCAGUUAAUCUUAAUGAAAUAAAUCAAAUUCUAUAUAAUAUGAAUAUCAAAGAAUUAACAAAAAGUUUAAUUGAGAAUAAAUAGGUUCAUUUUAUUAAGAUAGUAUUUUGGUAGAUAUUAUUAUUGAUUGAAUAAAAAAAAUGUCAUGAUAAAUCUCAUUUAAUGUAAAAAUUAAUAUUUAUCUAUAGUGAAAAAAUAAAAGAAUUGAAUGAAACAUUGCUAAAAUUCCCAGAAAGUCAGGGAAUUAAGAUUUGCAGAGAAGAUGUUCAAUUUUCAUAAAUUAUUGUUGAUAUUUUGAAUUCUUAUUCAAAAGUGUUAAAGAUGUAUUGA
This is a messenger RNA of Paramecium pentaurelia, 2563 nucleotides long. The record is from the annotation of a GenBank genome assembly. NCBI's taxonomy places the organism in Eukaryota, Ciliophora, Oligohymenophorea, Peniculida, Parameciidae.